AUGUCUACAGCAUACUCUGUUCAUUCACCAGGUUCAUAUAUGCAGGCCAUGGAUACCAUGGUACAAGCCUCCGCUAAUUUUGUUUUAUCAGAAAAGGAUCUAAUUCCGUCAUCCAUCUCUGAUUUACCUACAGAAAUGGAUCCUGAAACCAACACUGAUACAAAAGUAAAAUUGGCUGUGGUAUCUAAUGAUAGAAAUGAUUGGGACGAUAUUUUUGAUCAAUUUAACGAUUUGUCAUUUACUAAAUUAGAUGAAAUUAUUGCACACAGCUCUUCGAACCCAGUAUCUUUUCAUGACUCAUUAUACGACGAAGUUUCCCAAAAAAUUAAAGAAAUAGCCAAGAAUAAAGGUGAUAUAUCAGGAAAUGACUUUUUAGAAAGUAUUAUGCAAAUUUUAAAAACCGAACACGAAGAGUCUGCUCUACAAUCGUUCCUUUUUGAUAUAUUAGGAUUUGAACAUUUUGACUUAAUCACAACUAUCAUUCAAGAUAGAAGUCUCAUUGUUGAACAAGCAUUUGCCAAUACCAAAGAGGUUGAACAUGAUGAAGUAUUUUUGACUGAAAAUGAUAUUGCGAAUCAGGUCAAAAGAAACAGGUUUUUAAGCCAAAAUGAAGUUUUGGAUAAACAACAAAAACAGGUUAAAUAUCCUCAUGUUUUCCGCACUUAUGAAGCUGGUAAUACUCUUUCAAUGACUGGUCAAAAAUUUACUUUGCCCGUUGGCACUACUAGAGAAUCUUUUAAUACCCAUGAAGAAAUUACAAUCCCACAUUCCAAACGGAGGUUCAAAAAACUUAAUGAAAAGCUUGUUGAUAUCAGUGAUCUGGAUUUUUUUUGUCAAGGUACUUUUAAAAAUUAUAAAACUUUAAAUAGGAUGCAAUCUUUGGUCUAUCCUGUAGCUUAUAACACUAACGAAAACAUGUUAGUUUGUGCACCUACAGGUGCCGGUAAAACAGACGUUGCACUAUUGACUAUCUUGCAUACUAUACAGCAAUAUGCCCAAGAGACUUCUGAAGAGGUGGAUAUUGAUUACGAUGAAUUCAAAAUUGUCUAUGUUGCUCCGUUAAAGGCCUUGGCGGCAGAAAUUGUUGAAAAGUUUUCCAAGAAAUUAGGGUGGCUAGGCAUUCAAGUCCGUGAAUUAACAGGUGAUAUGCAAUUGACUAAAGCUGAGAUUAUGGAAACGCAAAUUAUUGUCACUACUCCAGAAAAAUGGGAUGUUGUUACUCGUAAAGCUAGUGGCGAUAAUGAUUUAGUAUCCAAGGUUAAAUUGCUAAUCAUUGAUGAAGUUCAUUUGCUACACGAAGAUAGAGGUUCUGUUAUUGAAACAUUAGUUGCGAGAACUUUGAGGCAAGUUGAGAGUUCCCAGUCUAUGAUCAGAAUUCUUGGUUUAUCUGCAACAUUGCCAAAUUUUAUCGAUGUUGCAGAUUUUUUGGGCGUAAAUAGACAAAUUGGCAUGUUUUAUUUUGAUCAAAGUUUCCGUCCUGUUCCAUUAGAGCAAGUAUUAAUUGGUUGCAAGGGUAAAGCAGGCAGCAAACAGGCAAGGGAUAAUAUUGAUCUGGUUUCGUACCAGAAACUUUUGGAAAAUAUCAGAGAAGGACACCAAGUUAUGGUUUUCGUACAUUCGCGUAAAGAUACUGUCAAAACUAGUCGGACUUACAUCACAAUGGCCGGUAAAGAAUCACAACUAUCUUUAUUUGACUGCCAUGACAACGAUUCCUACGAUAGGUUUGCAAAAGAAAUGACUAACAAUAGAAGCUCUGAUUUAAAAGAGUUGUUUCAAUAUGGGUUUGGUACGCACCAUGCCGGUAUGUCGAGGUCUGAUCGUAACUUAACAGAAAAGAUGUUUACCAGCGGUGCUAUUAAAGUGUUGUGCUGUACAGCUACUUUAGCUUGGGGUGUUAAUUUACCAGCAGCUGUUGUUAUUGUCAAGGGUACUCAAGUUUAUGAUGCUAAAAAGGGUGGGUUCAUUGACUUGGGUAUUUCAGAUGUUAUUCAAAUUUUUGGGCGUGCUGGUAGACCACAAUUUGAGAAAUUCGGUACAGGUAUUUUGUGUACCACCAGUGAUCGGUUGGAUCAUUAUGUUUCCUUAAUUACUCAGCAACAUCCUAUUGAAUCCAAGUUUUCUGCAAAACUUGUUGAUAAUUUGAAUGCUGAAAUAUCAUUGGGCACGGUGACUAAUGUGGAAGAAGCUAUCACAUGGCUAGGUUAUACAUAUUUAUUUGUUCGAAUGAAGCAAAACCCUUUCACCUAUGGUCUAUCUUGGGAAGAUGUUAAAAACGAUCCUCAAUUGUACGAUGUUAGAAGAAAUAUGGUUAUCAAAGAGGCUCGGAAAUUGCAUAUGUUACAAAUGAUUGUUUUUGAUGAAAUAUCCAUGCAUUUUAUUCCAAAAGAUUUGGGAAGAAUUGCUUCUGACUUUUAUUUGCUAAAUGAAAGUGUUGAGAUUUUUAAUCAGAUGCUAAAUCCAAGAGCUACAGAAGCAGAUGUUUUGUCGAUGAUCAGUAUGAGUAGUGAAUUUGAUUCCAUUAAAUAUAGGGAGGAGGAAUCUGUUGAACUAUUAAAAUUGCUAGAUGAUAGCGUUCAAUGUCAGAUUGGUGGUGAAGUGGAAACUGCUCAAGGUAAAACGAACAUUUUAUUGCAGGCUUAUAUUUCUCAGGCCCGUAUUAACGACUCUGCUUUAGCUUCAGAUUCGAACUAUAUUGCUCAAAACUCUGUUAGGAUCUGCAGAGCCUUGUUUUUAAUAGGUAUCAAUAGAAGAUGGGGGAGGUUUUGCAAGGCGAUGUUAGAUAUAUGUAAAUCCAUUGAAAAGCGUAUUUGGGCAUUUGAUCAUCCCUUGAGCCAGUUUGGAUUACCGUCUCAUAUUUUGCAAAAAAUCAGGGAGAAAAUGCCAAGUGUUGAUACGUUAUUGGAUAUGGAACCUGCGGAAUUGGGUGAAUUGGUUCAUAACAAAAAAUUUGGGCCCAAACUGUUCAGGAUCUUGUCAUUAUUUCCCAAGAUUGAUAUCCAAGCUGAAAUUUUCCCGAUCACUAGUAAUGUUGUUAGAAUACAUGCGUCUUUGGAAUCCAAUUUUAAGUGGGAUCACAAAUAUCAUGGUGAAGCACAGUUUUUUUGGGUCUUUGUAGAAGAAUCUGAUAAAUCACAAAUUUUGCAUUGUGAAAAAUUCAUUUUAAAUAGAAGAAAAUUGAACCAUCCUCAUGAAAUGGAUUUUAUGAUUCCACUAUCGGAUCCCUUGCCACCACAGGUUGUAAUUAAGGUUGUUAGUGAUACUUGGAUUGGUUGUGAAAGUACGUUUGCCAUUUCCUUUCAACAUUUGAUUAGACCACAUAAUGAGACUUUGCAGACAAGAUUGUUGAAAUUGAACCCAUUGCCAACAAGUGCUUUACAUAAUGAGUUGGUUGAAUCUAUCUAUCCGUUUAAGUACUUCAAUCCAAUGCAAACUAUGGUUUUCCACACAUUGUAUAAUAGUAACGAGAGUUGUUUUGUUGGGUCGCCCACAGGCUCUGGUAAGACUGUAGUUGCCGAACUAGCGAUAUGGCAUGCGUUUAAAGAAUUUCCAGGUUCUAAAAUUGUUUAUAUUGCACCAAUGAAGGCUUUAGUUAGGGAAAGAGUGAAUGAUUGGUCUAAACGUAUCACACCUGUUACAGGUGAUAGAGUUGUUGAAUUGACAGGUGAUUCCAUACCAGAUCCUAAAGAUGUUAGAGAUGCCACUAUUGUUAUUACCACGCCUGAAAAAUUUGAUGGUAUUUCACGUAAUUGGCAAACACGUAAAUUUGUUCAAAACGUUUCUUUGGUUAUUAUGGAUGAGAUUCAUUUGUUGGCAAGCGAUAGAGGGCCGAUUUUGGAAAUGAUUGUUAGUCGUAUGAACUAUAUUUCUUCACAAACAAGUAAGCCGGUCAGGUUGUUGGGUAUGUCUACUGCUGUUUCCAAUGCAUAUGAUAUGGCUAGUUGGUUGGGAUGCAAAAACAAUGGGUUGUACAAUUUUCCAUCCAGUGUUCGUCCGGUUCCUUUGAAGAUGUAUAUUGAUGGAUUUCCAGACAAUUUAGCAUUUUGUCCACUAAUGAAAACAAUGAAUAAACCUGCAUUUUUGGCGAUAAAGCAACAUUCCCCGGAAAAACCUGUUUUGAUAUUUGUGGCUUCCCGUAGGCAAACUAGAUUAACUGCAUUAGACCUGAUUCACUUAUGUGGUGUUGAAGAAAAUCCACGUAGGUUCUUAAAUAUUGAUGAUGAGGAAGAAUUACAAUAUUAUUUAUCACAGGUAACUGAUGAAACUUUGAGAUUAGCGUUACAAUUUGGUAUAGGUUUGCAUCAUGCUGGUUUGGUUGAAAAGGAUCGUUCUAUUUCACAUGAAUUAUUUUUAAACGGUAAAAUACAAAUUUUAGUGGCCACAUCCACAUUGGCCUGGGGUGUCAAUUUACCGGCACAUUUAGUUAUUAUCAAAGGUACCCAAUUUUUUGAUGCCAAAAUUGAAGCUUACAGAGACAUGGAUUUGACUGAUAUUUUACAAAUGAUGGGUAGAGCUGGUAGACCUUCCUAUGAUACAUCUGGUACAGCUAUUGUUUAUACAAAGGAGGCAAAAAAGAUGUUUUAUAAACAUUUUUUAAAUGUUGGUUUCCCCGUAGAGUCUUCUUUGCACAAAGUUUUAGACGACCAUUUGGGUGCAGAAAUAGCCUCUGGGUCGAUUGGUACUAAACAGGAUGCCAUGGAUUUCUUAAAGUGGACAUUUUUAUACAGAAGAGCAUAUCAUAAUCCGACAUAUUAUUCUGUUGAGGGUGACUUGUCUGAAGUGGGAGUUAAUAAAUAUUUGAGUGAAUUAAUCGAUAGUACUAUUCAAAAUUUAGUUGACAGUGAGUGUUGUAUGUUGAAGGGUGAGAAUAAUGAUGAAAUUGAGGCCACGCCCUUUUUAAGCAUCUCUUCCUAUUAUUAUAUUUCACACAAAACCAUUAGAGGAUUGCUAAGGCGUAUAAACAAAAAUGCUACAUUUCAAGAUGUGUUAAAAUGGUUGAGUUUAGCUAUAGAAUAUAAUGAGCUUCCGGUUAGACAUGGGGAGGUAAUUAUGAAUGUAGAGAUGUCAGCCAAAUCUAGAUAUUCUAUUGAGCAAACUUUCUUUGAUGAGGACGAAUUACCCACAUGGGAUCCACAUGUUAAAGCAUUUUUAUUAUUGCAAGCUUACUUAAGCCGUGUAGAGCUUCCCAUUGCAGAUUAUCAUCAAGAUACUAUAUCUGUAUUGGAUCAAUCCUUGCGUAUUUUGCAAGCUUAUAUUGAUGUUGCUAGUGAAAUGGGGUACUUGCACACUGUAAGAACUAUUAUUAGAGUUAUGCAGUGUAUCAAACAAGGAUGCUGGUACGAUGAUGAUUUUGUAUCCACCUUACCUGGUAUGACGUUGCGUAGAUUUGAGGACAUGAGUUAUGAUGAGCAUGGUAUGUUAGUUGCGACUGAAACCACAGUUGCAAAGCACAUAAACACAGAUGCUAUUGGGAGGAUGGGUUUCAAAAAAUUGGAAAGUUUAUGCAAUAGCUGGGGGGUAGAAGACAGUUUGAGGAAGAAAUUUAUUAGUGUUGCAAUGAGAUUACCAGUUUUAGAUUGUAUUAAAUUCCAAGAACAAGAAGCUAAUGACAAAUUGACGUUAUUGGCAAAACAUAGAAAUAGCAAACAUGAAAAAGAGUUUGCGGUUUACUGCGAUAAAUUUCCCAAAUUACAGAAAGAAUUGUGGUUCCUAAUUGGUUAUAAGAACGAUGAAUUGAUGAUAAUUAAAAGAUGUCAACCUAAAAAGAUUAAAAGUAGCAAUGAAGCUGUAAUCAUCUGUGAUCUUUUAAUUCCACAAGAACUACAAGGAGAAAAAUUGAGUUUUACAUUGAUUAGUGAUGCACUCGAUAUAUCUUAUGAGUUGAAACAUGAGCUUAUAGAUUGA
Molecule: messenger RNA, 5901 nt
Organism: Saccharomycodes ludwigii
Lineage: Eukaryota; Fungi; Ascomycota; Saccharomycetes; Saccharomycodales; Saccharomycodaceae
Gene: SLH1
Product: RNA helicase
Exons: 1
Coding region: 1-5901 (1966 amino acids)
Molecular function (GO): nucleic acid binding; ATP hydrolysis activity; ATP binding
Source: RefSeq, a predicted model, not a curated record